AUCGUACACUGACAAAUUUUCAACACUUUUUUUGCAUUUAAUGAGACACGUUAUUCGUUAUGCAAAGUCCGUACAUGCAAUGCUGCCGCCAUGACAGUGAUAUAGAUGAAGGUGAGCAUACAACUGAGAUUCUCGAUACGCCAAAUUCUAAUGGAGCUAGGAAACAUGUGAUCUCCGAGCAAGAAGAUGAAUAUGAUUCCAGUAAUGAUUUAUCAGAUAUCAGCAGGCAGAAUUUAUCAUCUGAUAAUCGUUCUCCAGAAAUCUGCAGGACCAAUGUAAAUUCUGAAAAUAGUUUAUUACACAUCAGUAACCUAAAUAUAGGAUCUGGACAGAAUUCACCAAAAAUUUUUAGGAAUAAUUCUUCAAAAACAGAUUUGAACGGAUUGUUAGGGUUAUCAUAUUUGGACUCAAGUACCAGUGACAGAGAUAGCCUUCCAAUUCUAAGGAAUGAGGAAUUUUUAGCUGCGCAUGACGAUCAAAGUGCAAAUCUUGAUAAGGCCUGCGAUCCGAGCAGGUCAGGCAUUUAUCGAUGGGAAUGUUAUAGAUGCAUUUGGGUCUGUAAAAGAAAAACAUUGGAUAAAUUCUGUCGUAGUCCCAACUCAACAGACCAAAAACAUUUUAGUCAUCAUUGGUGAGAGAGCAAUACCGAGCAAUUGGUUUAUGUUUCAUCUUCAAAACAUCGAUAAACAAACGUUAACGCACAUUGAUCCUUUAGCAGAGAAAGAUAAAAAUAUACAUGAGAGAUCCCGUAACUGCACAUCAAAUUUUUUGAAAUAUUUGAAAUGUCCCUUGCAAAAAAGAUGUGGUAGUUUACGAACUCUUGACUGGUAUUAUGCCCCCUGCAAAGAGAAACGUAAACUUCAAACAGAUGGUUAUAAUUGUGGGGUAUUUGUAAUGCAUUACAUGGAUUGUGUAGGACGAAACAUUGAUUUUGAUCUAUCUUUUGAUCCAAACAAAUACAGAUAUGAAGUUGCAAAAUUACUGAUUGUUGAAUCAGAAAAUAUGCAACAGACAUGUUUAUAUUGCUUUAGCAAUGACCGCGAAUUGAUGACUAAAGGUACAAUCAACUGUGUGUUGUGCAAUCGCUUUGCUCAUAAAAGAUGCAUUAAUCGCAUAAAUGAACAUGGAAUAUCCAUAUCACUAUUAUAUAUUUGUAAUUUGUGCUCAAAUUCUAACUGUACAUACACAAAGUACAAAAUGAAAAUCGAGCCACGACUUUAAUUAUUACACAUAUUUUAUUAAUAUUCAGAAAAUAUUAGUUUAAAAUAUGUAUAAAUGAUUGCUUGUCGUUCAAAAUGUCAAUGGCUUUUCAGAGUGCACGUUCAUGCAUGCUUGUACUAUGUAUAAACUUGUAUGAACGGCAAAUGUAUUAAAAACAUUUUUGAGCCACGUAUUUUUUAUCAAAAUAAAUGUACAUGUCUACAAAUAAUAUUUUGUUAAAGAAGGAAGGCGUACACUGCAAAACUGCACGGUUCGCAACUUAAUUUUAAUUUUUUUUAUUGAGGUAGUAUAAGUUCAAGUGGUGAUCCAUAUAUAAAAAGUCAUGACCGGAUGAAGUGAAGCCAAGAAUGCGUCAAUAUGAUUGGCUCAUGUAGUGCGCAUGCGUCAAAAGUAUC
This is a messenger RNA of Nasonia vitripennis (jewel wasp), 1616 nucleotides long. RefSeq lists its product as uncharacterized. Lineage: Eukaryota; Metazoa; Arthropoda; Insecta; Hymenoptera; Pteromalidae. Bases 60 to 635 code for a protein of 191 amino acids. The record is from RefSeq and is a predicted model, not a curated record. The transcript is spliced from 6 exons.